AUCCUUGUUGCUAUUUGUUCACCUUUUCCAAGAAGAAGUAGAUGCUCCUGUACACAUACGGAGAAAUGUACAGGGAAGAUAUGGACCUUUUCGGGGAAAUAUCGUGUUACCGUGUAGUGUUCAAAAUUAUUUACUGUUAGCUGGUAUUCUUAUUGAACUACCAGUUUAUUGGGGGUUAGUUGUCUAAAUUUUAUCAUGCGAUUUGGCGUUAUCUCCUCUUGUCGAUUAGUGACACGCACUGUUUUUGCUCGCCACUUUUCCCUUAGUACCUCCUCUGCGAUGUCGAUCAAGGUUGGUGACAAGAUUCCCACGGUGGAUUUGUUUGAGAAAACCCCUGCUGGCAAAGUGAACUCGGGGGAGUUGUUUAAGGAUGGGAAACAUAUUAUUUUUGCUGUUCCAGGAGCUUUCACACCUGGAUGUUCAAAGACCCACUUGCCUGGUUAUGUAAAAGAGUGUGAUGCUUUAAAAGCAAAGGGUGUUAAAAGCAUUGCCUGUAUCUCUGUCAAUGACCCAUUUGUUAUGGAUGCUUGGGGUGAGGCCCAAAAUGCCAAUGGAAAGAUCACAAUGUUGGCAGAUACUUGUGCAGAAUUUACUAAGGCAGUUGGAAUGGACCUAGAUGUCACAGCUGUCCUGGGAAACAUCCGUUCUAAGAGAUACUCCAUGGUAGUUGAAGAUGGCGUAGUUAAGUCUGUGAAUGUUGAACCAGAUGGAACCGGUUUGACCUGCAGUUUGGCAGAAAAGAUUGAAGUGUAGAGAAACGAGUUUGAAUAUUGUUGAUAUAAGCAGGUUGUAAUCCAUCCUUCAUCUGCGUUGCAAAUACAGUAGAAAAGUUUGAAGGGAUUUAGUUGUGUUUAAGUUUGAUAUUGUGCUAUGUUUUUUUUUCAUAUUUAGCUUUAAUGUAUCUGUACUAGCAAAUUCACAUUUCCACCAGGUGUCAAACAAUACUUGUAUUGUCAAAGCAAUAGUGCUUGAACGAUGAAAACUACAUGUACACUUAUAAUCUGGAAAAAAAAUUGCAUGGGGUUUGUAGUUACAUAUAAUUAAUUAAAGACUCCUUUUGUUGUGUGACAAAGAACAUGUUUUUUGUUCAAAAUUAGUAAAGACCAUGGAUUUUAAUGAGGGAAGUAUCUCAAUAUUUUGAUGAGCAGCAUUAUGAUAAGAGUGAAUGAAUAAUAUUGUUAUUUUCACUAGUCAUGAGCUUUGUGUACAUGUGUCAGAGGUCCUUUCACGAGCACUUCUGUUUUAAGGAGGAAUAACACUUUGAACAAAACUGAUGAGUGAGAACUAUAUAUAAUGUUAUAAUAUUGAAAAUUUGAUAUUUUGCCAAACGUAGCAUUUCACCUACAACUGGUGAUGUCUCAGUAUAUUUAAGUGAAAAAUUCUCAAAGGGCACAAACUAAAUGUUGCAAAAAAAUUGUGAUUUUUGUGCAAGAUGAUUGUGAUGAAAUUAAAAUCCCUAUAGGACUGAAAUACACAGAUUGGUAGCAUAACGCCUUAAUCCAGAGAGCUUAUAAGACAUGUUGAGAAUGAACAGAUUUCUAAGUUAGUGGAUCAGUGGUGCUCAUCUGAAAACCUGAUGACAAGCGUGUUAUUCCUCCUUUAUACAAGAGAAAAUAUUCAUGUAUUAGUGAUAUUAUUCAAGUUACAGAUUUUGUUUACAUUUUUCCAUCCUAAUAAACUAGGUGCUGUGUACUCAAAUGUUAUUGAAUUCUUUAUUUUUUUUCUUGACACCAUGUAUGCCAAAUAAGAAAUAUUGUAGUCAAUUUAGAUUUUGUUUCAGAAUUUGAUUUUUUUCCAAUUGAAUUUACAAAUUUUAUUGUAGCCAAAAUUAAAUACUAUUGUAUUGCCAAUUUUCUCCAGCAUUAAAUGAUUUAAAGCAUUGUAAUUUUUUUUUAUGUCGAUGAGAAUCAUCCUGAUCUAUGUGGAUUUAACUUUUGUGUGCAUGUAGUCCACUUUUACAAUUGUAUAUUCUGUAGCAAUACAAGACUGACAAAUAAAAAAUAAGACGAU
Messenger RNA from Ostrea edulis (European flat oyster), 2010 nucleotides. RefSeq names its product peroxiredoxin-5, mitochondrial-like. Gene Ontology annotation, molecular function: thioredoxin peroxidase activity. The record is from RefSeq and is a predicted model, not a curated record. Bases 196 to 753 code for a protein of 185 amino acids. Gene Ontology annotation, biological process: cellular response to oxidative stress; cell redox homeostasis; hydrogen peroxide catabolic process. Gene Ontology annotation, cellular component: cytoplasm; mitochondrion; peroxisome. The transcript has 6 exons. Lineage: Eukaryota; Metazoa; Mollusca; Bivalvia; Ostreida; Ostreidae.